Messenger RNA from Sungouiella intermedia, 570 nucleotides. The record is from the annotation of a GenBank genome assembly. NCBI's taxonomy places the organism in Eukaryota, Fungi, Ascomycota, Pichiomycetes, Serinales, Metschnikowiaceae.
AUGUCGUUGAACUUAUCAUUAUACACCAUCUCGGCAGCGUUGGUUUUGGGCAACGAAGGCAAAAGAUUAUAUGCCAAGUAUUACCGUACUCAGGAUGACAGCCAGGUAUACAAAACCACUCAGCAGCAGGAGGCAUUUGAAAAGGCCAUCUACUCCAAGAUAAAUAAGUUAAACCAAGAUGUGAUCUUAUACGACAACCACUUGAUCACUUACAAGCAGACUAACGAUGUGACUUUGGUGAUUGUGGGAGCCAUCAACGAGAACGAGUCCAUGCUCUAUUCUUUGACCAGCAACAUCAACGAGGCUCUCACCAUUUUGUUAGACAAUUCCUUGGACAAAUCGACGGUGUUGGAAAAGUACGAUAUGGUCUGUUUGUGUUUUGAUGAAGCCAUUGACGACGGAGUGGUUUUGGAGAUCGACACUGCUAUCAUCGUGAGUAGAGUUACCAACCCACCAUCGAGUUCAUCUCUUCCUAACGACUUGCACAUUGAUAUUUCCGAGAAAGGUUUGUUCAAUGCCUUGUCGUUUGCAUCGAAGAAGAUCAGUGAAAGAUUGCAGCAGGGUUUAUAG